Molecule: messenger RNA, 291 nt
Organism: Cooperia oncophora
Lineage: Eukaryota; Metazoa; Nematoda; Chromadorea; Rhabditida; Trichostrongylidae
Source: the annotation of a GenBank genome assembly
CUGGCAGCUCCACCUCCUAACGGACGCGUUCACCCUUCAGGAAAGCCGGUCAUUGAGGUAACUCGAGAAAUUCCAUACUUUCCAGGAGGAGAAGGCCGUCGUUUGACGUUCGCAUGUGAGUUGCUGUCAAAUCCAGGUAUUUUGUUUUGCGACGAACCAACCACCGGAUUGGAUUCAUUUAUGGCCGAGCACGUCGUCGUAGUUCUGUCAAAGCUAGCAAGAAGUGGAAGGACAAUCGUGUGUAGAUACUCAGACGCCCUUACACAGAUUGUUCGCUCUGUUGAUAAGUGA